AUGGCCUUCUUCCAGUGUCCUCGUGACGCUACUUUGUCAACUACAAGGACCAGAUCUCCAAUACGGAGCUGUGGGGCCUCACCGAUCCACUUUUGUCUAGCUUGCAACGAUGGUAAGUAGGCACUGAUCCACCUUUUCCAGAAUAUAUCAGCAAGAGUUUGGGCUUGGCGCCACCGUCGGUUAAGUCUAGAGGGGCUGCAUUCCUCAACAAAUGAUGAAAGAUUCCGAGUACUCAACAAAAAGUGUUGGGGAGUGAGUACAGCGUACUCGUUCGAGUCCGUACCGUUCUUAACCAGCGGCCGGUCAUUCAUUAUCUUCUCGGUCUCGGUUAUGGUUGUUACGAAGACCUCAUCUGUGACCACUUGUGAACCCAAAAUUGAACGUAAAAUCCGUCUGACGGACCGUAUCAGGCGCUCCCAUACACCUCCCCGAUGACUCGCUGUCGGCCGCGUGAAGAUCCAAUCGCAUCCCUUCUCCGCAAGAGAGCUAGCUAUUCGAUCCUGGUUCCAUUUCUUCAGCAAUUCCUUCAGUUCGUUCUCAGCCCCUUUGAAAGUGGGUCCGUUAUCACUGUAAAUUUUUCGUGGACAGCCUAUCCGGGCAACGAAUCUGCCGAAAGCACACAGAAACGAAUCAGUCCCCACGUUUGUGAUCACCUCGAUGGGAACUGCGCGAAUGCUGAGGCAUGUGAACAGACAGCAAUACCUCUUUUCCGACCGUCGGGCUAUUUUUACCUGAAAUGGUCCGAAUUAAUCGACCCCCGUGAACGUAAAGGGUGGAUUAUACGGCUCCAGUCGAUCAAGCGGCAAAGGAGCCAUCAACUGUCAACAGGGUUGCGAGUGCCAGCGCCGACACACAAAACAAGACCCGACUACUCUUUUAAUGGGUGCUUGGCCUCGAAUUAUCCAGUAUUUUUCUCGAAGGAUGGCACAGGUGUGUGAUAUCCCUACAUGACCAUUUAGAUGAUGAACAUGUUGCAUGAUUAACCGACAUACGAAAUGAUUUUUCGGGAGGAUAACCGGGUGUUUCGUUUCGUACGGAAUCGGUGCGUAUUGAAGUCGCCCUCCCACUCUAAUCAGACCGUUGGAGACGAAUGGUAAAAGGUGCUUCAGUGGACUGUUCAUCGCUUUCAAUUUCUUGAAAUCAGUGUUUCGCAGAUUGCUGUGUACGCACUUAAGCUCGUUUUCGAAGAAUUGUCUCUGAACCAACCUCAAGAUAUCGCAUUCGGCACCUCCUAAGUCUGCCACGGUAAGUUGCUUGGAGACGACUUCUGGUUGAUGUGAGACCUUAUUUUUCAGGAAGACUUGAAAUCGUCGUAGCCAAGCAACAAGUCUUAGCAACUUUCUCCAGCUACCGCAGCCCGAAUGCUCCGUUAGCCAGUGAUCUUCAAAAAGAACAGCAUUUACGGUGACAUCGCAUAUUUUUGGAACAAUAAUGGGUCGCUGAUCUGGUUCCUUGGGCCAUUCGUCUGAUUUCUUGCUUAGAAAGACGGGACCCGUGAGCCACAUACUCUUUUCCAGCCUGUCACCAGCUACGCCUCUCGAAGCUACGUCAGCUGGGUUAGUCUCGGAAUUUACAUACCGCCAUUGAGAAGGAUCUGAUAGGCCUAAUAUGGUAGAGAUACGGUUAGCCACAAACGUUUCAAGACGUGAAGUGGUGUCCCUUAUCAGUGGUAAGACGACCAUCGAGUCCGUCCACAUAGUCUUUGAAGAAAUUGGUAAUGUUAGUUCCAGCUUUGCCUGUUUCACUAGUUUAACGACCAGAACCGCAGCAGUGAGGUUUAACCGUGAUAUGGUUUGGACCUUGAGAGGCGCGACUCGAGAUUUGCCCCACACAAACGUCGUAAAUGUAGUGCCAUCUUUGGUCACUGCGUGAAGGUAGACUACGGCCCCGUACCCGCUGUUUGACGCGUCCGAGAAACCGGGUAGUUGAUACUGCUCGACAAUAUCCAAACCGACCGGGGUCAGACAGCGUUGGAUUCGAACGUCGCUAAGACCCUGAAACUGUUUCGUCCAGUGAAACAACUGUAGCGCGUGCUCAUCGUCGAUCCUAUCGUCCCAUCCGAGAUUGGAGCGGCACAACUGCUGAAGCAGCAACUUGGCCGGCAACAAAACAGGAGCAACGAACCCAAGUGGAUCAUAGAGGGUUGAGAUAUACGAAAGCAUCGUUCUUCUGGUAAUCUUCUCUGUAGGCCACUUGACUGUGAAUCUGAAUGAGUCCGUAGACUUGUUCCAUUCGACACCUAGUGUUCUGUGGGUAUCGGCUGGCUUAAGAUCGAGGCAGAUUCCCCUGUCGACUAGCUCUUCUUCAGGGAUGUCCGCGAGGGCCUCAACCGAGUUGCUCCGCCACUUAUGUAAACGGAAACCGUGAGUUUGCAGAGUCGUUCGCAAGUGUGAGGCUACAUCCCUAAGGGCUUGUGCGGAGUCACGGCUGAUCAAGCAAUCGUCGACAUAGAAACACUUUCGCAAGUAAUUGACAUUGUGCGCUGAGGGGAUGUCUACCACCCGAUCUAUCGACGGAUUUAGUGCGUAGAUAGCAACACAUGGAGAAGAGGUUGCCCCGAACGGGUGCACCGCCAUUUGAUAAACCUCAAGUUCUCGUGCUAAGUCACCAUUCGGCCACCAUAGAAAACGUAAAAACGAACGCUGGGCUUUCGGAAAUCGGAUCUGGUGGAACAUAGCUUCUAUGUCUGCAACCGCUACGUACUGAAACUCGCGGAAUCUAGUCAAAACUCCACACAAACUGUUAGCCAGGUCUGGACCCUGCAGUAAUUGGAGGUUGAGUGAUGUGUCCCUGUAUUUGCUGGCGCAGUCGAAAACUACCCGCAGCUUCUCCGGUUUCAUCGGAUUAACUACGGAGUGAUGGGGUAGGUACCAAAGUUGUCCAGGAACGACGGUGGGUACUGGUACAACGGGUUCUGCGUUGAUAUAUUCAGAGAUGGCCUUAACAUAUCGCUCCUUAUACUCCGGGUUUUUCAGAAGUCUGUUUUUCAAGGCAUAUAAGCGUCUGCGAGCAACAAGCUCGUUGUCAGGCAAACAGGGAGAACCUAAAUUCCAGGGUAGAGGGACUUCCAAGUGCCCUCGCUUCAGUUGCGUAUGGGAUUUGAACAAGACUAAAACUCUUUUGUCUUCCACCGAAUAUGCCUUAUCCAAACGUUUGGGCUCACCAAAAUCAAAUUUUCACAUAUGUUCUAGCGUUUCCAUGACGGAAUCUUUCUUGCUCAAAAAUUCAACGUUCACUCCUCGACGAUCUUGCUCAGCUACUGGUCCCAUGAGUACCCAACCAAGAGGGGUACGAACUGCAUAGGGAUCUUCAUGCCCGCCGUAUCGAUGUUCGAGUACCCAGUGAGCAGCAGGUACAUUCAUUCCGAUUAAUAUUGAUACCUUCACUCCUUCGACAAGGGGGCGCUCAAUGUCACGUAGAUGUUCCCAACGUGCUGCCUAGUUUCUAGCUAAGGCAAAGCGCCUCAACUUAGGAAGAUGGCUUACAGACCAGGCCUUUUUUACUUCCAGUGGCUCCUGCCCUUCUAUCGCAGACAGCUGAAAACCCACUAUUUCGGAACUCACUUCUGCUGUCUGAACGACAGUGGAUACUGACAACACUGCUGGUUGGCCAACGAGGCCUAACCGUUUCAACAAGUAUUCAUCGAUGAGAGUAGUAUCUGAGCCACUAUCAAGAAGGCAUAUGUGAUAGCCGAACCGAGAGGAUCAAACACUUUUACUGGUAACACUCCUGGAGAAACGACUUGGUCUGCGCCGUAAUUUUUGUGAGACAGUGGGCUGCUUCAACACUCUACUCUGGGUUCUCUUUCGUUUGGGACGCACCAGCCCCGUCUACUGGCCGGUGCAGCAGUGGAUGGUGGCGCAUGGAGCACCGCGCGACACCACAUGUCUUGCGCGACCUACAGUUGAUGGCAUCGUGGUUGGGUUUCAGACAAGAAUGGCAUAAUCGAUUGCGUUCAACGAAAGCUGGUCUUUGUGGCAGGUUGAGGGCGACAAACAUGCCACACUGAUCGGUGUAAUGAGCUUCCUCGCACUGCAGACACUGUCGGCGCAGCGUCGGGACUCUAGGUACUGUGGAUACUGCUACAGUUUGUGUGUGAUGCGUAUAGGCCUUAUGCAUCGGUCCUCGAUCGCCCGGGGAACGACUGUGCGCUGGGACUGGACCGGAGGAGUAGGAUUGGUGUACCAUCAAUACAUCAGCUCUCUAGUCCACAAAUUCGGUUAGACCUGAGAACGUUGGCUCCCUUCCAAGGCGUAAUAUUGAUGAAGCGGAUUCUGACCAUCUGAAUUGAAGUGGUUGAGGUAGUCGCCUGACGAUUGCAGCUGGCGUCCUAGAUGAAUUUAAAUACGCUAAAUAUUCUAACUGCUGUAACGUGUUCUUGCAGUUCCUCAUCUCCCCAGCCAGCUUCAUCAGGGUGGCAGGAUCCAUAGAUUUUAUGAUUGGACCGUCAAUCAAAUUAUCUAUGUGGGCCCUGGCAAUGGAGUGGUGCUGGCCGAACCGUCGCCUAAGGAUCUUGAGAGCUUCAUGAUACCCUUUACUAGGCUCCAAGAUGGCACAGCUCUCAACGGCUUCUCUUGCCUCACCCUGGUAAUAGUGGAUUAGGUAAGAGAGCCGACUUUCGUCGUCGCUAACCCUUUUUGCAAUUUCACUCUCAAAACUUCUUAAGAGCAGCCAAUAUUUGAGGGGGUUUCCGUCAAAGUACAGUAUUUCCCGCUGUGGAAGGGAAAACUGAGGGGGCAUAGGGCGCUGGUAACAAUCAUGACAGUCUGCCUUUGUAGUUUCUGGGUGUCUUAAAAGGUCAAGCUAAGUAAUGCGUGAUUGCUUAGACUAUGUAUCAAGAAGAGGCAGCGGCGGCGAAAAUCCAACCGCUGAAGACUCGCCGGUAACAACGGGCUUUGAUUCCAGCGGAGUUGUAUCCAAUACUGCUUUUGGACUGCCCAAUUUAAUUUUUUCCUUCAACUGCUCCUCCGAAAUCCGUAUCUUUUCCUUAUAUGAUUCGAGGAUAGUGUUAUUGUCUCCAAUCGUGGGAGAAUAUCUGUCCAAAUCGGGAGCUGACAGAGAUUUGUGUGACUCAUCCAUUUCUGAAGCCUCGAAUUUGGUUAACUUUGUGGAGUACUUUCGGCUGCUAAUUGUUGCCUGUUCGCGUUACUCACACAGAGUCUGUUGAACCUAGCUGCUCUCUAGCCUGUCUAGAUUCAGUCGCCUCAGUCGGCUUACUUCGUGCAGUCCGUACGCGCAAACGAUGUAAAUAAGUGCAGAAUUGUACGGCAACACGGUUCUAUAAUUGGCAUGAUUAGCUAAAUUUAAAUGUUAAACUUACAACCAAAUGUCUCCAGACGAACAGUCAGAAAGAUGUGGCGUAUAGUCAGACGGGCAGCGUCAAGUUACGCGGGAUGAAAACGGGAGAUUCAAACAAAUAGUACGAGGGUUGUGGAAAAACAGAAGGCCAUAAUUUUCCGAGGCAAACAAAAAGAAAUGUAAUGUAUGUGUUAAAGGGUGCCAAUAAAAAUGGGAAAACAUACGUGGGAACGUACUGUGGAUAGAUCAAAACGCAGACGCAAUUUAAUUAACCGCAAUAUACCCCACUCGGUUAACCCUACACCAUCAAUUCAAAAAUUUAUACAUUCGUGUGGCCUUAACAUCCGAGUGGCUAACACCAAAAGACUUCACUCUAGAAGAAAAAAUAAACCCGUCUUAGUAACGUUCUACUCACAGACCGAAGGUGAGCUUGUCCUACAAAACCCCGAAUUAAACAGAAAUCUGCGGAACCUGAAUUCAUUUAUAGGUCCAGAUUUGACACCGAUUCAAAGACGUAAACUUCGGGAAAAGACACCAGAUACGAACACAAUAAUCAGCCUUCUAGUGUCUUAACUGAACCUACAGCUACUCCUUCUAUUUCUGACACUAACAAAAAGAAAUUCACAGGCCAGCGUUAGCAAAAUGAUAAACCCAUAGUCCCCGUAGAUGGACCUCCAGAAAGUUCUUCUGACUCUUGUUGUCAUGACAAAAAACGCGUAACUGAAAAAGCAGUUAGGACUGCUGAGCAGAAACAAACAAGGGAGGCACAACAAAACAACAACGUUCAACUAGAACAGAACGAUGACGCAGAUCUCGGACCCAGUCAUGUGACACUAUUAGAAAGCCAUAUAAGUUUUACUACGCCCCUCAAAACCGAUCAACUAGUAGUAGAAAACGACUGCCGAACGAGACACACAAACCAAAAGGCCUUGUUAAGCACGCCAGCACAACCAAAACGCCCUAAUUAUAUAGACAUAACAAAUAGGAGUUCUCCACAAUCUAACCUGAAACAAAUAAGCUUCUAUAACUGCAUCCUCCAAGGACCGCACACUUAUCUCCAUUUAGCCCAUCACUCAAUCAAAGUACCCGCAGAAAUCCUUUUUUCACCACAGAGCACCUCUUCCAUAUCCGACAUCCCGAAGAUAGUUCUUGUAAAUUUGAGAUCGAUUGUCAACAAAAUACACCAACUUAGAACUUCUGUUGAAAUAUAUAACCCCGAUAUAAUUUGCGGAGCCAGACUUUAUAUUCUGUGCAAAGAUCGCAUCUCACACAACACGUCUUAUCCCCAACCAGACUACGUGAAGGGCAACUAGCUAACUGCCUUGACCUUUUAUUGACAAAGGCACCGGAAAGCGUUGAUGUUGUAAACUGUCUACCCCCUCUCGGAAAAAGCGACCAUGUAGUCCUACAGUGGGAGUAUUCUCUCUUCUCUGUACCCGAUCAAAGCAUCGUGAUUAGACGCAACAUAUGGCGUGGUGACUUCAACCAAAUGCGUCUCGACAUGCGUCGUAGAGACUGGAAAGCAGCAUUUACGGGGUGUGUCCUCAAGGACUGGCUAGAACUUAAGGCCAUACUGAAUGAACUUAUCACCAGAUACUGCCCUAUGUCGAAAAAGAAAAUCACUAGCAGGCCCCGAUGGCUUAAGGGUUCACUAAAAGUUGAAGUAAACCGUAAGCAAAAGCUGUGGAAAGCAUAUCUUAGGGACAAGACAACUGAAUCAAGAAAUAGGUAUAAGGCUCAGCGGAAUAGGGUAAAGUGCCUUGUUUACAAAGCCCGCCAAGACUUCGAGGGUAACCUUUUAAACUGUGCAGGAGAAAACCCAAAGCUUUUCUUCAACUACAUAAGACAAAGUACUCGCAACAGGGAUCCCAUCCCUAUGCUAAAAACUGAUGAUGGCGUUGAACUUUACAAGGACGACGAAAAGGCUGAACAUCUGUCCAGGUUCUUUUAGUCGGUCUUUACGAGAGAAGUCGCUGUACCCACUGAUCACUGUAAUGUGGACAAUGUCCCGACAAUUGACUCAGUGGUUCUCACAAAACCUAUUGUUCAACAGGAAUUACUGAAGCUAAAAGAAGGGACUUCGCCCGGUCCUGACGAAAUACCCGCAAAGUUGUUGAAGGAAUUAGCCACAGAAUUGGCAGAACCUCUGAGCGUCCUCUUCCAAGCCUCUCUUGAUGCAGGCAGACUGCCUCCUGAGUGGAAGACUGCGUGGAUUUCACCGAUUCAUAAAAAUGGCAGUCGCGCUUCCGCAAACAACUACCGACCAGUAAGCCUCAACUCCAUAUGCUGCAAAGUUAUGGAGCGAAUAAUCAAACGCGAACUGAUGCGGUUUUUAGAGCAAAAUCAUCUUCUGUGCGAUGCACAGCACGGUUUCCGCAGAGGGAGGUCCUGCUUAACCAAUCUACUCUACUGUCUUGAACAGUGGACCCGAGCGAUUGAUGAAGGAAACGUUGUGCAUGUGGCCUACAUAGACUUCAAGAAGGCAUUUGACAGCGUGCCACACCAACGUCUCCUACACAAGCUCAGCCGCAUAGGGGUAAGAGGCAAGCUUUUAAAGUGGAUUGAAAACUUUUUGGUCGGUCGGUCCCAGACUGUUCGUCUUGGUGGCCAGCACUCGGCAGAGGUGACGGUUACGAGCGGAGUACCUCAGGGCUCCGUUCUUGGCCCUAUCCUCUUCCUCAUCUAUAUAGAUGACUGUAUCCAUGGAUUGGACUGCAGGAUUGCCAUGUUUGCUGACGAUAUAAAGCUUUGGAGCGUCAUCCGCAACGAGGACGAUGAAGCAAAUUUACAGGCAAACUUAGACCGACUCGAAAAAUGGUCAGGCCACUGGCUCCUCCCAUUUAAUGUUACCAAAUGCAACAUUCUGAGGAUUGGCAGAACCAGCUCUGCGCACCGGCAGACGUACUAUCUAAAUCACACACCGCUGCCACUGGUAGAGGUUUAG
Spirometra erinaceieuropaei is the source of this 8242-nucleotide messenger RNA. The record is from the annotation of a GenBank genome assembly. NCBI's taxonomy places the organism in Eukaryota, Metazoa, Platyhelminthes, Cestoda, Diphyllobothriidea, Diphyllobothriidae.